AUAUGGUGACAUACAUAAAUACAAGAAUUUGGUAGUUCUUAGAAAAAGUGAGAUUUUCAUUGGUCGAAAAACGCAAAACUUGCGACCGAGCUGAUUUGCUAUACUUAAAAGAAUUUUUGAAUAGAUUUUAGUGCUCACCAUUUGAAGACAAAACUAAAAACGUCAGAGGCUAUAAUUAGAUUAAUAACGAGUUUAAAAUUAAAAUAUGCAUGCACCUACACACACACACACACAGAGCGUACAUAAAUCAAUGCGCUUAGUAUCUUUUUUUCGUGCUUUACAGUAGGGGAAAAUUUGAAACAAAAAAAUGUGGGCAAAUGUAAAAUUUGCAGAAGCACGAAAGUUUAAUAGGCGGGAAUUAGACAGUAUAACUGCUCAAAAUUCAAAAUGUGGGAUAGGAAAAAGUUAGAAAGAUGGAGAUUGUAUACGAGGUGGCGCAAAAUUAACCAUCCACUCCUUUUUUCACUUAUUUACUGUAUACUGAUAAAAAACUAGUGAAGGAAAACUUUAUGCUUGUCUGUUUGUAUACAAGGUGGCGCAAAUGAAUAAAUUAAAAUAAAUACUAAAUAAACAAAAUUAUUUUGAGUGACUUUUCAUUUGGAACUUUUCUGAGGCUUUUCUACUGGAAAAAUUAUUUUAUGCCUAAUAUAAAAUAAAAAAAUAAUAAUAUAGAAAUAAUAAAAAAGAUAUAAAUAAAUUUAAAACGUUUUUUGUUUGUUUGUUAUAUUUUCAAAUUCAAAAUUCUGCAAGGCACUUAAGGAAUUUGUUGAAAUUACACUCGACCACCUGUAGUAGUACCAGCAGAUUAUUGCAAGUACAAAAUUUUCUAGCAAUUUAAUUUAAUUAAAUUUUAUAUAAAUCUUUUUGGUAAUCUGGCAAAAAAAACACAAAAACAAAACCAGUGCUAGUCCGUAAAAACCCCCAUAAACGAAUUAUUUAGUAGCUGUCAAAAAAAUUAAGAAAAAAUUUAAUAAUUCAAAUAUUUUUAUUUUGUAAUUAUUUAGGAAUAGGAAUUUACCUUUAAGCGCAUUAUACUAAAAACCAAAAACAAAAAAAAUUCUAUUUUGUAAUUUUUCCUACUGCCUGUACCAUUAACUCUAGAAAUACUAUAAAUAAAUAAACAAACGAGUGAAAUUAUUUUGAGUUGAAAAGGCAAAACCUCAAUUUUUAAAACAUAAAUUGUUGAAAUCCUCUGCUGUGACACAAACAAUCAAAAAUAUACCUAAAAAAUUGCCUGAAAUCUGUGCCAACUACUUUUCGCCAAAAAUUUUUGCUGCAAGUGAAAUAGCCAAUUGCUUGCAAUUGCUUGGUGGCGCCGCUUAGCCUAAUUUUUUGGUUACAAGUGCAAUAUAAAAAUAAAGCUCAACAACAAUAGCAACAGCAAGCAGUGCACAGUACACAGUACACACGACCGUGUCACCCAAAAUUGCUAGCGCACACCCAAAAAUACACGACAUUCAAAAUAUAAAAAAAAAAACAAAAAUGCAACGCAGAACUGACGCACCUAACUAAGAGCUCAACCUGCCCACACACACACACACACACACACGCAAACGCACCACAAUUUAUCGCUGUCAUUUACCGGCCGGCAUUUUGUGCCAAUUAAAAGUCACACAAGAUUCUGUGAGGCUAAGGCGACAAACGGACGGACAAACAGGCAGGCAGACAGGCAAAAGCAACAUGAACCAUUUCUGCAAGAGCAGGCGUAACAGUUGCAACGGCAUUCAAAUUUCUCAUAGCCAUACGCAUGUACGUAUGUACCUGUAAAUGUAUGUAGGUGUGUGUGUGUAUUAAAUUUGCCUGCCCGUUUGGCCGCUUAGAGGCAAUUGAUAGUAACUUUUUUCGCAUCAUCUUGGCCAGCUUGGUGCUUCAUGCGCAUUGGGGGCUGAGCUUUGGUGGUGGUGGUUUCUUUGUAUGCGUGAGUGCGCACAUGUGUGUGUGUGUGUGUGUGUGCUGUUCAUGCAUGCCUGUGUGCCACUUCUCGGCUGACACGGUUCCGUUUGCCUACUCGGCUGGCAUUGCCAAUAGCCAGCCAACACUACCAACAGCAAGUGCAGCAAUUAUACGCAAUAUAUAACAGCAACAACAACACCACCAUUUACAUGCGCUUCACUCAGUCACAGCAGCAGAUUUCACAUAAAAUAAGGCAAAUAAUUUAAAUUUGUGCGUUAGUGUUGCGCUGUGAUGGUAUUUAAUUGCACGCAAUUUAUAAAAACGCAAAAGGAAAAUCAAAAAAAAAAAAAAAAACAAAGAAAGUAGCAGAAAUUGUGAAAAUAAUUUAAAAUUAAACUGAUGUAAAGAAUUGUAGCUAUUUUCGCGACAACAACCCACAAAUUUUCGACAAAAAUUAGCAAAAUAGCUUACAAGUGAGCGAAUGUGUGCAAAUUGGGAGGUUACACAGGCACACAUACACACACACACAAUCGCACAUAGAUAUUUUACAGAAUUUUGAUUCUGAUUUUGAUUUUGAUCAGAAACGAAAUUCUUCUACGCCACAUUUUGCGAGGCGACAUUGUAGAGCAUAAAUUCUUUGUUAAGGCCAGCUAAAUUACAACAACGACAACAACAACACGAUUGCUGCAUAAUUGAUUUAAGUAAAAAAUUAGUGCAAAAAAUCAGCAAAAUAUACUAAACGUGAAAGUGUGUUUAAAAAUUACGCUACAGUGCAAUAGGAAAAGUCUCAAGGCCUUGAGAAAAAACUUGUUUGUGAUUACUUAAAAAAAAUUGAAAAUGUAAAGUUACUCCUGCGCGCACCAAAUCUAAAUGCAGCGUAGAAGAAAGAGUGCAUAAUAAUUCAGUAAAAUUGAAGCGAGCAAAAUAAACAAAUCAUUCGUUUCAAAAUCCUCCGCAAAGGAAUAAAAAGAAAACAACUACUAAACCGCAAAACUUGAGAAUUCAUUCAAAAUUAUAUACGCGUGAUUUUAUAAAAACAGCGCGUCAACUGUCGGCCUCAAAGGAACCCAUUGAGCUAAAGAAACGUUUGGAAGAAGUGCGUCUGCUGGAAUCACGACGCUCCGCUCGACUGGCCGAUCAAGAACGAGACACGGAUUUCGCACGUCUCGCCGAUAUGGGUGGUGACCGCCGCCGUACAACAUCACACAGCAUUGAGGUGCCAUUUUCCUUAACGCCACAAAACAACUCACGCAAACGUCCACAGCCAUAUACACACGAUUGCUUUAGCGGCCAGUGUGGUGACAAAGAGGAAAUGGAGGAAUGUCAUGCAGCGAUGAUUCUAAUGAAAUUAUCCCAUUCACCGAAAAAUGCAGAGAAAUGGUUCGGCUCCAGCCCGGGCAGCUCGUCGUCAUCGGGCAGCUCCUGGAGUUCGGGUUCCUCAUCGCCACCGCUCAGCGACGAUGGUCAUGCGGGUCUCAACACAAGCGUCAUAUUGAACGACGCUAGCGCCCGCAUACGCACGACAUCGGUCUCCACCUCGGACGAAGGUAUUGUUGUCGACUUCAAGGAAGAGGCACCACGCAAAAAAAGGGUGAGUAAAUUUUUUUUCCACACACCUCAAACUGAUUACUUAAUCAAGUAAGUAAAAUUCGUUGUAAAAAAAUAUAGGAACUAAAAAGUCUGCAUUUAUAUAAAAUACUUUAUUUUUUACAAAUACUUUGUUAGCGUUUUCCCCGUUAGCAUUUCACGAGUGAUCGCCUAAUCGUAUUUCAAAACACUUAACAAAACAGCACCACUUCAAGUGCCGCGCUGAAAAUGAAACAUUCACUAGUAUUUAGCAUUAUUUCGUAUUAUUAUUACAACAAACAAUAAAUACCGUCAAGCGAAAGUAGCUCAAUACAACUGCAAAAGCCAGCACUGCUUCUACCCUGAAAUCUAAAUUAAUCUCAAAUGAAAGUAAAACAAAUUAAUAUAAUUAAAUAAAUCAUGUGCUUCGUGUGCCGGUGGCGGCAACUUUCAAUUUCCGUGCGAAAUCGAGCAAAAAGUAAAGAAGAAAAAACCAGCGCACAUAUACACAUGUAGAUAUACACAUACUCAUACAUGAGUAUAAAAUACAAUUUAAAAUACAUAAAAAAUCGGGAAUUUAAAUAAGAAUAUCAAAUGUGCGCAUUAGCAGCUACUCGCCAAACAAAACCACAAGCGUCAUUGUCCUAUAGCCGUCACCUACCGCACGGAAUGAAAAUGAAAUACGAUUUUCUAAAUUGCAAAAUAUUCGCGAAAGAGAAAAACCCACAAUACAGCAAAAACAUUUAUAAGCAUUUUUUUAAUAAACAAGAAUGAGUUGUGUAAAGGUUUAAACGACUAAUUGAGAAAUAAAUAUUGUUGUUGCACCCGCGUUGCCAACCUAAGAUGCCUCGGCCCGCUUUAUUGCACUUGAAGAUAGUAUCGGUGCCAGUACCAUUGGCAAUGCCAAUGUCAUACCCAUAUGUACACACAUACAUACACACAUACAUAUAUAAUCUAUACUAAUCGGUUGCUCAUGUUUGUGUGUGUGUGCGUAUGUAUGUAUGUAUGUGUAUAUAUGUAGCGCUAUGCAUGAGUAUUCAUUUUAGUGCGGCAAUCCAAAAUUGUAUAAUUUGUCAUUCCUAAUCUUUUUUUAGAUUUGUUUAGUAAUUUAUGUUUGUCCAUACAGACGUAAUGCCUGCACGCUCUAUUCCAAAAAAAACAAAACAACAAAAAACGCGCGUUAUUUUUCAAACAGAAACAACCGAUUCAAACAUGAAGCCGGAUUCAUACCAGGUGAUAGGAGUAGAGCAGCUGAUUUGUGUUUGUUUUUGUUUCUGUUGUUGUAGCAGUUCAUCAAGCCCUGCCAGUGCGGUGUAGUCAUUGUCUAACUCAUCUUGUUUCGACAGCUUGAGUUUAGAGGGAUGGCCCUAAUACCCCUUAAAUGAAGGAGUUUAAGAGUGCAUGUGAAUGAGAGGAGGUGGUUGAACUCCGAUGACGUCAUACGGGGGUCGGGAGUUUAGGAAACUGGAGAGAAGAGACUCCCAAUGAAUGUCAUUUCAAUUUUGUCUAUAAACUUUUCGAUCCAGUAAUUCGUCAGUAUAGCCGAAGAGACGUCACUUGUUCGCAAUCUGGCGGCUUCAACGUCAAAGUGAUUUGCUGUUUGUUGUUUUUUCGUUUGUUUCGUUUCUAAUUGAAAAUUUCCACCCAUUGGUAUAUGCGUAGACGGGUUAGCGGCCAAAUCUGCUUCCAGGAUUAAAGUAGCAAACAUGCAUCAGUUCUACUCUCUGUGGAACACUUGCAUGGUGCAUCGAAAGCAGACCAUCUGGUUCCCAAGAGAGAUCUGAACCAAGACUAUAAAAUUCGAAUAUCCGACAGAAAGGAUUGGCAGACCAGAGUCAUAUUAGAUGAUUUUUUUUCCUUGUUCACUCAGACUCAGUCUUGCGUUGGUUUCGUUAAUCUAUUUUGAUUUCUUAGAGGGUAGAUGAUUAGCCUGUCGCUACCAGUCCAAAAUAGUGGGAUACAGGGAUGCCCACCUGUCGUUGCUUAGAAACAACGCCUUCUUACUGUAUGGAGCGCCUUCUGUGUUUCACAUUUUUCUGCCAGAAGGAUCGCACAGAUGAUUGAGGACUUCGCUAAAUAUGGUGUGUCUGCGCCAUUACCGCGGUUGCCCGCUUGCUCUUGUUGGUGCCACUGAUCCAAUGUGUAACUGUGUGGACUAGUCAAGCGGGAGGACGCUCUCGCUUGUCCAACAACUCGCCACCACAUUUUGUUGGGUUCCCGGCAACUCUGGAGUGGAGGGAAAUGAAAGAGCGGAUGAGUGUGCAAGAAAGGCUCUGAGCUAGACCUUCAGCGAGUCGUAGAGAGCAUAAGCAUUCAAGCAAUCCUCUAAACGAACUGUACACUACGAUUGACUUGUGCGUAAUCGCGGAAACCAAUAUAAGGUAGUAUCUGACUACUAACUGCACCUUGGCCAAAACUGAAUCUUAAAAGAACAAAAUGUCUGUUUGCAUUGAACAGGUUAAGCACCAGCGUCCUCACAGGUAUCAUACGGGUCACUGCUCUAUUGGCUUGAAACUCGUUCUCCGACCACAGUGCAGAGCACUCGAACUAAAGUUAUUUUAUUCCAAAUGCUGUACUUAUUUCAUAGAAAUGGCAGUGCUGGAUUAGUACAAGGUGGCGCAAAAUUAAUCAUCCCAUCGGAACAUUUAUAAGGAACUCAGACUUUGUGAAUGAGACAACUGCAGUUUACAAAAAGGCAAACAAUCGAGCGCAUAAAGGUCAAAAUAAAGAUUUUUAUCAAUGAAAAUCAUUUUUUUUUAUUUAAAAAAAAAGGUAUUGAAAAACAAAAUUAGCUGAUUAAUUUAGUGCCACCUUGUAUACGGAUCAAUCCUCACCUUGUGUACGGGUCAAAGAGGUCCGUAUGUUCAUUUCAUUUAUAAAAUGUCCCAUUUUUCUGGAAUGGAGUGUGCUUAUAUUAUUGACAGCACUUGCUGGCCCAUACGCCGCUGUUAAAUAUUCAUUGUUUGUUUGCAUUAUUCUUGCUAAUCAGCUUCUAAUGCUGCUUAUAGCUGCUACCUACCCAAAUGCAUAUUUAAGUAUAUACAUAAAUAUGUAUCCUACACAAGUAUUUAUGGAUCGUUUGGUGCUCGAAAGACUGCGCAAAUGCAGAAACAACAAUAACAAGUGAAAAAGAUAUUUUCAGCUUCGUCGUUAGCGUCAUCAACGUUAGCGUCAACAUCGCACUCACACGCUCACUCAUUCAGUCACCUAUUUUAUUUGAAUUCCGUUGACGAGCAAAAAACUUGACCUUGGACUAGGUUGAUUGCAUUCUAGCGGUCAAUGGCAUUACCGCUGCGAUCACCGCUGAUCACCGCUCACCCACAACCUCCGCAAUGCUGCUGACACAGACGCUCUGUCGCGAGUGACUAGAAAAGCGAAAGAGCGCGCGCGCGCACCGAACCACCCGCUCCUCCUUUUGCUCUAUAUACAUCAAGCACAUAAAAUAGAUGUGUGAAAUGUGAUGCGAGGGAGUAGUGGGCGCAAGCUGUCAUAAAGCAUUCAUAAAACAACACAUAUUUUGGCUUUUUGGCAAGUGCACAAAUACAUACAUGCAUACGAAGAGGGUUAUAUAUGUACAGUACGAACUCAAAACAAAUAAAAAACACAAGUACUCAUAAUUAAUUAAAAAACACUUUCUAUGUAUUUAACAACAAAAUGAUCAGUAAUCACACAGGAAGACAAGCAAUAACAAUAAGGCGAAAACAUUUGCACAAUUAAAAUAUAUUCAUACUCGUACAUACAAUACGAGUACAUGCCAUACGAAACGCUGA
This is a messenger RNA of Anastrepha ludens (Mexican fruit fly), 7229 nucleotides long. RefSeq lists its product as uncharacterized. Gene Ontology annotation, cellular component: nucleus. Gene Ontology annotation, biological process: regulation of transcription by RNA polymerase II. Bases 3068 to 3535 code for a protein of 155 amino acids. The transcript is spliced from 5 exons. NCBI's taxonomy places the organism in Eukaryota, Metazoa, Arthropoda, Insecta, Diptera, Tephritidae. The record is from RefSeq and is a predicted model, not a curated record. Gene Ontology annotation, molecular function: RNA polymerase II cis-regulatory region sequence-specific DNA binding; DNA-binding transcription factor activity.